Molecule: messenger RNA, 1059 nt
Organism: Macadamia integrifolia
Lineage: Eukaryota; Viridiplantae; Streptophyta; Magnoliopsida; Proteales; Proteaceae
Exons: 2
Coding region: 127-828 (233 amino acids)
Source: RefSeq, a predicted model, not a curated record
UCUUCUGAUUUCCCUGAUGAUGUUCAAGUUGUUGAGAAACCUACCCUUCCAACAAACAUUCCUCCAGAUGAGAAGGCCCCCUUGAAAAGGCUGAGAUGAGGCAAACGAUUUGAAGCUUCUCCGAGCAUGUCAUCUCCGAAGGUAUCUAAAAGGUCACGAUCAGGAGUGCUUAUUUCUGAUUCUCCCUCCAAAAAAUCUACAGAAGAGACCACCCUGCCUUUGCAUCCUCAGCUGGCACCUCUUUGGUCUCUGAUGUUCUUAAAGACAAAGGUCAGGCUUCUAAUUAACCUCCGCUUCCUGUUCUUCCUGAAGCUCCAUCCUCUCCAGUCUCAGGAGACGUCUCUCCCGGACUUUAGUGGCAUGCUCUCUUGCCUGAAUCUUCUCAGGUCCUCCCAGACUCAAGCUCCUAAGACUGCCCCUGAUGCACCUUCUCAGACCACGUCGAUCAUUGAUCGUGUGAGAAUCUUAUGCAAAGCCUCCGCCAAUAUGUCUACAAGAGAAUUUUGGAGGAGCAGGCAGACUACUGAUCUGGGGCAAAUUGCAAAUGACAUCUUGGCUGAUCCUACUCUUUCAGCGAGGCAGCGUGUUUGUGGAGAUCUUAAAAAAUUGAGCUCGAUGCUGGGAGGCCCGGUCCCUGAGGUGACUGAUAUUUUUUACUCGACUCAACGUUUUCUUAAUGCCCACAAAGCUGCUUCUGAAAAGGUGGACACUGCCCAACCCAAACUAGAACGUCUGAUGGAGGCUGCAAAAACUUCUCAUGCUAAGAUCAAGCGCCUGGAAGAGGAAACCAAAGUCUGCGACAAGAAAAGGAGAAGGAGAAAUAACUGAUGGACUCCAACGCUCAAGAAUUCAAGGAACUUUUUACUGAGGUUGCCCAGUUAGCCGAAGACCUGCAAGUCUCUGAGCCGCGUGUUGAAGUUUGGCAGAGAGAUAUACUUGAAGUCUCUCACCAAUUGUCUCAGCUGGAAUACCAAUUCCAGGCUUGUUGGCCUCAGGUGGUUGACCGUUUUAAUUUCAAGGCCUGUGAGCCAAGAAAAUCUAAGGGGAAUGCCCCUUAUU